UUUUUUUUAGCUCGAGAAAAGUUUGAGAACAUACUAAGGUGUCUGGUUUUUAGUUUUCUUUCCAUUUAUGGGUUCAUUUGCUUCGUCUUGCACGUUAUAGUUUUCCUAAUUGGGUAAGCUCCAAGGUAGCUUCGUCCUUAUUAAUUCUAUUUUUUCUUUAUUCAUUUUCUGUAGCCAUAUGUUGUUUAUUUUCCCGAGAAAUUUUAUCCACACCCACACAGCCAGAUCUUUUUUUUAACUCCGAGUCUCUCUCUCUGAUACUUAAAUACCACCUCUCUACAAGCUCCACCAAAUCUGGAAUACCAAUAGAUUCGUUUUAUUUCCUUCUGCACAAUCUCAGAGCUACCCAAAAUAAUUCUCUCCUUUUCUUUCUUUGACUCACUUACACAGAUCUCGUCUCGACUAGAUUUUACUCAUUUCUUUUUCUUUUUCUUUUUUUUUCUCUAAAAAAGUUUUAAACUUUUAAAGAUUCCGCUUGAAGUGGGUGUCUAAUAAAAGUCUCGAGCAAUGCUUCCAACAAAUUCUUAUGGUUUCUUCUCUAAACAAUUUAAAAAUGAAGUAUCAUUCGACAGUGAUUUUUGUGUUCUUUCUCUGAUCCUCUUAUCUCUUCCUUCCCAACAACUAUAAACCCAAAACACACAAAUUUUAUUUUAUUCUUGGGAUCUUCUUGAUCCCAAACCCCUUAAAUCCGUUGACCUUUGUCGGUAUGAUUUGUUCUUACACAUCGUAAAAAAAAAAAAAAAAAAAAAAACAGAGAGAAAGGUUUUACUUUUCGGACAUGGAGGUUCUGAGACCGACGGCGACGUCACACGUGUCAGGUGGCAACUGGCUCAUGGAAGAGACGAAGAGCAACGCAGGUGUCACGGCUUCUGGAGAAGGUUGCACGUGGACGGCGGCGGAGAACAAGGCAUUCGAGAAUGCUUUGGCUGUUUACGACGACAACACUCCUGAUCGGUGGCAGAAGGUGGCGGCGGUGAUUCCGGGGAAGACUGUGAGUGACGUCAUCAGGCAGUACAACGAUCUGGAAGCUGAUGUCAGCAGCAUCGAGGCCGGUUUAAUCCCGGUCCCCGGUUAUAUCACCUCUCCUUUCACUCUGGAUUGGGCCGGUGGUGGUGGCGGCGGAUUCAAACCGGGUCACUCUGUUUGUAAUAAACGGUCGUCGGCCGGUAGAUCGCCGGAGCUGGAGCGGAAGAAAGGCGUUCCUUGGACGGAGGAAGAGCACAAGCUAUUCUUAAUGGGUUUGAAGAAAUACGGGAAAGGAGAUUGGAGAAACAUAUCUAGGAACUUUGUGAUAACGCGAACGCCAACGCAAGUCGCUAGCCACGCCCAAAAGUACUUUAUCCGGCAGCUUUCCGGGGGCAAGGACAAAAGACGAGCAAGCAUUCACGACAUCACCACCGUGAACCUAGAAGACGAAGCUUCUCUGGAGAGCAACAAGAGCUCCAUUGUUGUAGGAGAGCAGCGUUCUAGGCUUACCCCGUUUCCGUGGAGCCAAACGGACAACAAUGGAACGCAUGCGGAUGCUUUCAACAUUACGAUUGGAAACGCUAUCAGCAGCGUUCACCCGUACGGCCAGGUUAUGCUUGGAGGGUAUAACAAUGCAGAUUCUUGCUAUGAUGCGCAGAACACAAUGUUUCAGCUAUAGCUAAUGGGAGAUAUAAAUCUCUAAUUAAAGGGUGUAAGUGAGAUUCUUAAAUUUUUCAUAUGGACGAAAUUAAACAAUCGUAAUUGACAAUUGUAAAAUAAACGUCCAUUUUUAAAAAUUCCAAUAUUGAAAUAGUUUAUGAAAAGUUUCGUGAUCA
This is a messenger RNA of Capsella rubella, 1802 nucleotides long. RefSeq names its product transcription factor DIVARICATA. The record is from RefSeq and is a predicted model, not a curated record. NCBI's taxonomy places the organism in Eukaryota, Viridiplantae, Streptophyta, Magnoliopsida, Brassicales, Brassicaceae. The coding region runs from base 779 to 1645 and encodes 288 amino acids. Gene Ontology annotation, molecular function: DNA binding. The transcript has 2 exons.